GCUCAGCCCUUGAUAGUGAACAUAGGACCUAAGGUAUUACCAAAUACCAUUUUUUCAGUAUAGUAAAUACUAUUAGUUGCGAAUACCGCCUGUCCUCUUCUGAGAUAUUCAUUUAUCACCGUUUGUCUUUACAUUUUUCUAAGUACCUCCAAUGACGAAGCAUUCUGGCUCUUCUAUGCAUCGGGUUCCCUCGUCUGGGGCUGUCGAACACGGCUACCCGCAGGGACACCUCGGACACCUCACCGAGCACGAAGAACAAGCCUUCGUAGAAUUCAAGACACUUGUAGAGCAAAAGGGUUUAUACAAGCCGGGGAAUCCGCCAUCUCAUGACGAUCCUACACUACUUCGAUUUCUUCGAGCACGCAAGUUCGUCCCGGAAGACGCGUAUGCGCAAUUCAGCGAAACAGAAAAAUUUCGUAACGCAAAUCAAGUCGAAAUUCUCUACGAUACAAUCGAUAUCGACUCGUUCGAGGCAACUAGGAAGCUUUACCCUCGAUUUACCGGUCGACGCGAUAAGCGAGGUAUUCCAAUCUACGUAUUCCAAAUCCGACAUCUCGAUUCCCACGCAGUCGCCAAAUAUGAAAAGUCUACCGAAACGACGUAUAGUAGGGCCAAGACGGACGGCAAGACGCAGCCCAAGCUGUUACAAUUAUUUGCGCUGUACGAGCAUCUGACAAGAUUUGUCCAACCUCUCUCGUCCGAGUGUACCGACCGCCCGCACCCCGCUACUCCUAUUACCCUCAGCACCAAUAUCGUCGACAUCUCCCACGUCAGUCUGCGCAUGUUCUGGAACUUGAAAGCCCACAUGCAGGCGGCCAGUCAGUUGGCCACUGCUCACUAUCCCGAAACUCUUGACCGUAUCUUCAUAAUCGGUGCGCCCAUGUUCUUCUCCACCGUAUGGGGCUGGAUCAAGCGCUGGUUCGAUCCUGUGACCGUAUCCAAGAUUUUUAUUCUUCAGGAACAAGAUGUGUUACCUGUUCUCACAACUUUCAUGGACAUAAAGAAUAUUCCGAAAGCGUAUGGCGGUGAGCUCGAUUGGGACUUCUUUGAUGAGCCUGCUUGGGAUGACGAAGUGAACCGGAUAUGCCAAUUUGAGAACGGACAUACUACCCUCCCUCGAGGCCCAGUAUACUGGAAUACGAUUGACGACGGCAAGCGACUCGAAUGCAUCGCGGUAGGUACUAAGAACGGGGUCGACCGGAAAGAGCGCAUCUGCACUAUCACGAGGGCUUACCCGCCCAAGUCGGCCGAGGAUACUUUUGUCUCUGCCGCGGGGUCCCAAACCGGCGACGCGACGGAAGUUGAUGAGUCGUCCGUGUCGCCCACCGAGAAGGCCAUUAUUAACGGCGAAGUUCCGACGGCGAACAUUGCGGCAUUGUCAAUCUCUGACGGAAAAUAAUUAUGACAUAAUUCAGACAGAAUUAUGUUACAGAGGGAGCUUAUGAAGUCAACCAAUUACACCGGAGUUGGACUUUCAUCCUCAAUUGGUAAUACCCAUCUCGAAAUUGGAUAUAAUUUUCUUGGAAGAUAUAGACAUAAGAGGUAUAAAUGCAGGUACCUUAAGUACCUCUUACCUGUAGGUACUGAUAUUUCCUAAGACUUGGGAACGGUCGUUGGCGCAUAACCUUUGUAAUUAUUGAAAGAGGGAACACUUUUGUUUUAUGGGAUUAGGCAUGGAUUGUUUGUAUAGGUACCU
Messenger RNA from Daldinia caldariorum, 1696 nucleotides. Its product is annotated as CRAL/TRIO domain-containing protein. The record is from RefSeq and is a predicted model, not a curated record. Bases 152 to 1399 code for a protein of 415 amino acids. The transcript has 5 exons. NCBI's taxonomy places the organism in Eukaryota, Fungi, Ascomycota, Sordariomycetes, Xylariales, Hypoxylaceae.